AAAUCUGGUAGCCAUAAAUUUCAGCUUGCUAGCCACCAACAGCUGUCAGUACACUUGAGGAAAACCAUCCAUGUCAAGACACAAAGAAGAUAUUCGAGGUCUUGUGCUGCUUCUGUGUACAUAUAGGGGCACACCAGCCUGCCUGCCAGCAUACUGUGAAUUGAUCCAGCUGGCUCAGUGACUAGACCAGAGGACCUUGGCACCAUUGUGUGCCAGUUGAUUUGAAGACCCAGGGACUUCAGAAUCCAGAAGAUGAACGGUCUGUCCAUACGAGAGCUAUGCUGCCUGUUCUGCUGCCCCCCUUGCCCCAGCCGCAUUGCAGCCAAACUGGCUUUCCUCCCUCCAGAGCCCACCUACGCCCUUCUCCCUGACCCAGAUCCAGGUUCUGGAGCUGGACCUGCGUCUGUGUCCGGCUCUGGGGCAGCCCUGCCUUCCCUUGGAGCUCCAGGACUACGUUCCCGGUUGGGUGCUGGUAGUGGAGGUGACAGAGGAGGUGGAGGUGGAGGUGGAGGAGGAGGUGGAGGAGGAGGUGGAGGUGGAGGAGGAGGUGGUGGUGGCGAAGGAGGAGGAGGAGGAGGAGGAGGAGGAGGUGGUGCAGGUGGUGCAGGUGCAGGUGCAGGUGGAGGUGGUACUAGCGCCAGCGGCAGUGGUGGCAGUAGUGUAAGCGAGGGCAGGUGGAAGCUGCAUCUCACAGAGAGAGCAGAGUUCCAGUAUUCACAGAGAGAGCUGGAUGUGACUGAUGUAUUCCUGACCAGGUCUAACCGAGGGAACAGGGUUGGAUGCAUGUACAUUCGCUGUGCCCCCAAUGCCAGGUUCACAGUGUUGUUUUCCCACGGUAAUGCAGUAGACCUGGGCCAGAUGAGCAGCUUCUACAUCGGCUUAGGCACACGCAUCAACUGCAACAUCUUCUCAUAUGAUUACUCAGGCUAUGGUGUUAGCACUGGCAAGCCGUCUGAGAAGAACCUUUAUGCUGACAUUGAUGCUGCCUGGCAUGCCUUGCGUUCUCGGUACGGCAUCAGCCCUGAAAAUAUCAUCCUGUAUGGGCAGAGCAUCGGCACAGUCCCCACAGUGGACCUGGCAUCACGGUUUGAGUGUGCUGCUGUGGUCCUGCACUCUCCUCUCACCUCUGGCAUGAGAGUGGCUUUCCCUGACACCAAGAAAACAUACUGCUUUGAUGCUUUCCCUAACAUAGAGAAGGUGUCAAAGAUCCCGUCUCCGGUACUCAUCAUCCACGGUACAGAGGACGAGGUGAUCGACUUCUCUCACGGCCUCGCCCUGUUCGAGCGCUGUCCCAAGGCCGUGGAGCCCCUCUGGGUGGAGGGAGCAGGUCACAACGAUAUUGAGCUUUACAGUCAGUACCUGGAGAGGCUACGGCGCUUCAUCAACCAGGACCUGGCUGCACAGCAUGCCUGAGAAACAAAAAACAGCCUCUCUGCGUUUGUACGAAUGAGAUCAUGUGUGUAUUGUGUGUGUGUGUGUGUGUGUGAGAGAAAGAGGGUGUCGGCAUAUUUGCAAAGUAUGGAUGAGAACUAGACCUAAAAAGGUCACAUGUCACAUCUGUGUGUCUUUGAAGCAGCACACCUUUAUGUUACUUUUCAAACAAUGACCUGUUUUCAAGCUGACAACGGUUUUUAAUAUAUCAUUAUCUAUAUCCAUCUGUACGGUGGAGUGUGGUUAAAUGCUACAGACAAGAACUGAGUUGAAAUGACUUCACUAAUGCGGUUUGGGUGUAUGCGUGUAUCAAAAAGUAACAAAAAUGUGCUUUGUCUAAAAAGGUACACAGGUAUCAUUUUUAAGUGUGACAUGUUGAUGAAUGUGUGCAGUUUUGGAUGAAAGUGUUGAGUGUAUACUCAUAACUCCAUGGACCUGUGACACCUUAAUAAUGCGUGCACAUGUUUGUGUGUGUGUGUGUGUGAGUGUGAGUGAGUCAGGCGGUGCUGCAAGAAAUGAAGGACAUCCUGUUGACUUGGACAGCUGCAAGUUCAGGAGGCAUAUGGAGACUUAUCAAUAUUGAUGUUUUUUUUUUUUUUUUUUUUUUUUUUGUGUGUGUAUGAAGAAUACCUCCACAGUUUGACCAACUCUCUUCAGUGGACAAACACUGGUCAAACAUGUGCCCCCCUCCCCUUCCCCCCAGACUCCCUGUUUACCUGUUAAUGGACAACCAUUUGACUGCCAGGGGAUUUCCCAAGUUGAUGUCCAACUAACACUAACCUACCCUCUGUGUGGUUUUGGGGUCCAUCUCCUUUCCUUUUGGUGUCAGUUAAAGUGGAUACACGAGGACUAGUCUGGAAUACUGUUGUAGUAGCUCGUAUGGCUGUUGGGUGUUUCCCACUUUCCCUCAUUUUUAACUCUGAAAAGAUCACAGGAUGGCCAGCUUCCACUUUUUUCCCCCUGGCUGUGCUGUAGCUUUUGCCUUUCUAUCGUUCACAGAAUUGCAUCAGCAGCUUACAGGGAAUGAUUUUGAUCUCCCUGUAUGUUUCUUCCCCACUCAGCCCAGCAAAGAUGGCUGAAACAGUAGUGUGGAAACAGAUUGAAAUGGAAACAGGUUCUUGAGAGCCACACUGAAGGUAUCUAUGUUUAUGUGGAUUUUUUUUAAGGCAUCAAUCAACUACAGAAGUGUAGGUUUAUUUAGUCAUUUUCGUGUCGCACAAAGUAGUUUAGCUCUAAACAGAAGGCGGUACUUGGACAGACUGCACUUGCUCGGUAACAGCAGGAAUAAGUCAGAUUAAGUCUGAAGUGCAGUUUGAGAUCUGUGAAUAUGUUGUAGUCUCUUCUCGUGAACAGACCCAUGUGGAUUUUAAUGCUUUAGUUUGAUUUGAUGUCUUUUUUUUCUUUUUAAAAAAACAAAAAAGGAGCUGCUCAGUUCACCAAAUGAAUGAGGACUGUGUCCAUUCUGUUGAGAGUAAUUGUGCUUUAUCAGACUCUUUCCUGUGUUAUGCUGAUGAACUCUUAGUCUUAUAGCACAGUUUGUUUUCCAAGUCUUGUUCCUGUAGCACUCAUCACCCAGGUUAGACAGCCUCCUAUUCAUAUUCACCCUCAGCACAUUUUUCUUAACGUUUUUGUCUCGAUGUAAUUAUUCAGAACGUGUUUGUUGUAGUGUAGGGCCAUGGAUCAUUUGUUUCAGAACCAUGACUAACAAUGUGAUUUAGAUGGGGUGCCAGGACGGGACAUCAUGCCUACUAGCUCUGUUUAACCUCUGUGGCCCUAAUGUAAGGGAGCUCUCUUAUGGGUGGCAGAACGCUUUAUGUCUGACACAAGCCAUAUUUGAGCCUCUCACUGUUGGUGUGGUGCAGGUUCCACCACACACACCUUUUUUUGCACAUCAUCACACGCAUACACACACACACUUUGAAACACAACAUACACAUGCAUACACACAUCACACGUACUGUAGUACACAGUAUAUUUACACAUUUAUAUAUAUCAGAUCAAGCAUGACAAAAGCAGGUCUUAAGUUCAGCACUAUUGUACAAAGCAUCCAAAGUGUAAUAAGGGUAUAAAAUGUAAGUUUGUGUGUCGUCUUCAUUAUUGUCGACUGUCUUCAACAGGCCAGCAUCAAGGAUACUAGCAUCCCGUUCUGAAACAAAACUAAUAAGAACUGUGUAGACCUGGCAAAAGUACACAAACUGGUUUUAUGGUCGCAGGCUAGCACUACAUUACCUUGCAACCUCGUCCAGCUCAUUCAGAUCUACACAGUGUCCGCUGCGCAGGAGACCCAUCAGGUUCAGUGGUAGUAGCUGCAUUUUGUUAAAGGGAACAUGUACUGAGCUAGCACUGGUCUGAUUACUCCAUUUUUGGGAGUACAAGAAAGGUUAUCCAACAUCAUUUGCUGCCCGUCAUCGUUUCAAACAGGGAAUCUCUUCAUUCUCAUCCUGUGCUUUGUGUCUCUGAUAUUUAAAUAAUAGAAAUCUGUUACCAUCUUGAACCAGGGAUCUGAGCUGUCAGAAGAAUUAGAGAGAAUUAUCGCCUCUCUGAAAACAGAUAAAUGCCUCAGUUUUUUUUCCUGGACAGGUCGUGUUAUCAGGGAAACCACUGGAUCCACCUCUCUUGGAGUUUGGUUAAAGAAAGGGGGCGUAAACUCGCUGUUUUAUCGAUGCACCACUAUGGUAUAGUGUAUCCUCUGGCCCUGAAUGUUUAUCGAUUGUGGGGGAGGGGGGGUUGAAUAUUGAAAACUGUAUGCAUGUCUAUUGUGUUUUGCAGAGCAAGUGAUGGGGUGGGAUGUUAUCUAUUAUGUAUUAUAUGUGAGGGUAAAGCUGAACUCAUUGCAUUGGAACAUUGAAGCGCUUUAAAAAAAAAAAAAACUAAAAAAAACGGGACGUAUAUUUGAAUUUUUUUAUUGCUGAUACUAACUGAUGUAUUGUUAUGAGUUUUGUGCUAGAGUUGAGCAGGGCAGUGGUGGGUGGUAUGGGGGGCUACACAAUAUUAGUGGGCUGUUUAUAUGGUUACUGUACUUACCUAUUCUAUUCUUUGUAUUAUGAUUUGUAAUUUUAUGUUGCUUUUUUUGAACUGAGAAUAUGAUGUAAUGAAAUUAAUACAUGGGACUGAAUCUUGACCUUUUUAUGGACAACAAAAUAAUAAAAGAUC
Molecule: messenger RNA, 4584 nt
Organism: Scomber scombrus (Atlantic mackerel)
Lineage: Eukaryota; Metazoa; Chordata; Actinopteri; Scombriformes; Scombridae
Product: alpha/beta hydrolase domain-containing protein 17A-like
Exons: 6
Coding region: 253-1413 (386 amino acids)
Biological process (GO): protein depalmitoylation
Cellular component (GO): endosome membrane; plasma membrane
Molecular function (GO): palmitoyl-(protein) hydrolase activity
Source: RefSeq, a predicted model, not a curated record